Hylaeus volcanicus is the source of this 7799-nucleotide messenger RNA. RefSeq names its product liprin-alpha-1 (gene Liprin-alpha). Gene Ontology annotation, cellular component: presynaptic active zone. The coding region runs from base 1780 to 5625 and encodes 1281 amino acids. Gene Ontology annotation, molecular function: protein binding. NCBI's taxonomy places the organism in Eukaryota, Metazoa, Arthropoda, Insecta, Hymenoptera, Colletidae. Gene Ontology annotation, biological process: synapse organization. The record is from RefSeq and is a predicted model, not a curated record. The transcript is spliced from 23 exons.
UUAACAUGGAAUGCACUCUACGUUAGAGAGUAAUAAUUAAAUUCUUAAUUGGAGUGAGUUUAUUUUUAAGUUUAUUACAAUAUAUAAAGAAAAGAUAUCUUAUUCUGUAACAUGGGACGCCGAUGCAUAUGAAAAAUGUGUUUAAAAUAUGCGCUUGUAAAAUUGUUUCAUAUACCAUGUGGACUAAUCAAUGAUCAAUGUUAGAAACGGAAGUAGAAACGGAGCGAGUUUAAAUGUACCGCGGUGUUUCGAGACGAGUUCGUUGCAGAGACGACCUAAACGAUCAUCGAUCCCGCCGCGCAAUUGUAAACUUGGCCAGUUGGUUGGAGUCGUCUGGCGGUCGGGUGGAGUCGGACGCACCUUCGGGGACAGAGGCUGACGUCACGGCGCAAGAUGGCCGCCGGUAUCGGAAAUGGAGUAGCAUAGAGGCUGGGCGGUAGGAACGAACCGUAGGUGUGUCAGUGCUCGGCUUCACCGCGAUAAUGCCAUCGAAAUGCCGAUCGUUGCAAGUUGAUCGGCGCUUCGCGCAGUGCUCGUACGUACGAUCGGAAUCGUUCCGUCAGCCGAGUCUUGAAUGGUGAGAUGAUAAAUCGCGAAAUUCUCGGAGGAGAGCGAAAUUGAACGGAGCGAGUCUCGUACCCGGACUAUCCUGACCUGGGACAGUAGUUUGGUCUAGUUGAUACGUCGCGAAUUCGUCAGUGAUAACGCCAGUGUUGUACGGAUACGUCGAAACUACGUCUGAAUGAGAUCGAAGUGGAAAAUAAACGGUGGCCUGCCGAGCGAUCGCCCCGUGCUCUUGGACGAUUCUCCGCGGUUGUCAGACUCGCCUGCCCGGCUCCGGGAGAGAGCUGAGCGCGCCCCGUGGGUGUCAGAUCUGCAUUGAGGUUUUCCGAUUGAAAGUAGCUGGCUUCGUAUCUGAUAAAAGACGAGAUGGAAAGAGAAGGGUUCGCGUGUCGAGUCGGUGCAUAAGAUAUCAAAAGCGUGCGCUGCGUGCAGUGUGUCCGGCGAAUCCUCUUUGUAAUCUGUCAAAACGGACUCUGGCCAAACGAACGGGCUUGUAUAUCGAUCUAUCUGCGACCGAUCGCGUGCUUUGGGCCCCCCCUCGAGUUUUCGAAGCGUACACAACGAUCGAUUUUUCGAAGGGACUUGGUUUCCCGUCGUCUGCAACCGCCUCGUGAGUUACGCCGGACACAUCGAUUAUCCCUUUCCGUAAACAACAAUAGAAACGGACGAAAGAAUGCUUGGCACCGUGGUGAAAAUGAGACAUGAGUUUCGGUUGUGGUGAGUCGGCUCUCGUAGCCGGCCAAGCGACGUUGAACGUGAAACUGUUGAACUGUUAUUCGAGCGAUGAUUCCACCUAUAGGUAUCAGUUAACGAAAGAAAAGUCUCUGUCGCGAGGUAAACAUUCGACGUAGGAUUUCGUGUGUUCCUCGCAGUAGAAUAGCAGAGAAUAGUUUAUCGUUUAGGAAGAUAGCGGAUUCCGGCGUGUGGAUGUCGGCUCGCGAGACCGAGAGGAGUGAGGAAACGAGACAAAGCAACGUGGAAAAGUGAGAGACCGCGAGCAAAGGAAUCGAGGAAAAUGACUACCUGAAAAGAUCGGAAACGGACUAAAACGUAUCGGAAGAGAGGAACCGAAAGGGAUUCGUCUCGCGCGAGUGCACGUAUCUCCCGCGCGCGUGUCUCCUCUGUGUCUGUGAUUAUUCCGGUUUACGUUUCGCGUGCAUUUCGUGUGGAGUUGCCAGUGUACCGGAGUUUGAGAAUAGUAAGGAUAUACGCAAAAUGUGGAACGUGAUGUGCGACGUGAUGCCGACUAUCGCGGAGGACAGCAUCAGCCAGCGGAGUUCGCAGUUCUCCGGCGAGGACGCGAACUUCGAGCAGCUGAUGGUCACCAUGCUCGACGAGAGGGACAAGUUGAUGGAAUCGUUGCGCGUCAGCCAGACACAGUUGCAGGAAACGGAAGCACGGUUGCAGGAGGUCGAGAAGGAACGGGACUCUUUGAAUCGUCUGCUCAACGCCAAUAUCCCCCAGGAGUUCUCUCAGCUGGCGAAAGAGCUUUCAGCGGCACGCGAGAGUAUCCUAGAGAGAGAGGAGGAAAUAUCGGAACUGAAGGCGGAACGUAGCAACACUCGUCUUCUGCUGGAACAUUUAGAAUGUCUGGUCUCACGACACGAACGAUCGCUUCGGUUGACUGUGAUGAAGAGGCAAGCAGCCGUGCAAUCCGGAGUAUCGUCCGAAGUUGAAGUGCUUAAAGCUCUGAAAAGUCUGUUCGAGCACCACAAGGCUCUGGACGAGAAAGUGCGAGAGCGACUGCGCGUUGCACUGGAAAAAAAUACCACCCUAGAGGAAGAGCUAGCCAUUACCAAAGAUGAGCUUCAGCAAUAUAAAUUAAGUGGACACGCGCCUAAAUCUGCAGACGACAGGCCCAAGGAAAACGGACAAACGGAGGACGGACAGCAACAGAACAAGAAUGAGACUGAGCAGGCAGCAGGCCAGCCAGAGCAACAACAGCAACAACAACAGCAGCAGGAGCAGCAGCAGCAACAGCAGCCACAGUCGAUACAAAAACUAGGUACUGAGAGGUCGACUGAAAUUGGGAGUAGGCUGAGCAAUGGAAGUCUCGAUCCGGCGGACCAGGUUUCUGCAGCGCGAGUAAUAGAUUUGCAAGCCACUGUUGACAAACAGAGCUCAGAGUUGAGUACAUGGCAGCGACGAGUAGCAGAAUUAAGUGGCCGAGUGGCGGAAUUGGAAGAAAACCUAUCCGAAGCUCAGAAAGUCCUCAUGAAGACGCAAGAAUCGAAUGUCAAAUUACAAAGAGAUUUACGCGAGAAUGUUGCCCAAAAAGAAGACCAAGAAGAAAGGAUAGCGACUCUUGAAAAACGAUAUCUUAACGCUCAACGCGAAUCCACCAGUUUGCAUGAUCUCAAUGAAAAAUUGGAACAGGAGUUGCAACAUAAGAAGGCUCAAUUGAAGCUCCAGGAAGAAAAAAUAGCAGCUAUACAGGAGAAAUUGGAACUAGCUGAACAGAAACUAGCCCAGUAUGCUAAGUUGCCAGAAAUGGAAGAGCAAUUGAAACAGAGGAUGGAGGCUCUGACGCAGGUGAGGAGGCCCAACCAGCAGGCUCAAGAAAGGCACGGCAGCGCAGAAGAUAGGAUACAAAGAUUAGAAACGCAACUCGAAGAGAAAAAUGCAGAAGUGAUGCGUGUCAAUCAGCGACUUAAGAUGAACGAGGAACAUAAUACACGACUUAGCGCAACUGUUGAUAAACUUCUGUCUGAAUCUAACGAAAGAUUACAACUGCAUUUGAAAGAAAGAAUGCACGCAUUGGAAGAAAAGAAUGCGCUUACGCAAGAGCUUGAGAAGACAAGAAAACUAGCUGAGGAUCUCCAGAAUGAAAAGGCAGAGAUAGUUAAGGAAUUAGGAAAGGCUCGACUUGAAAUUGAUAACGUGAAAAGGCAAAUGCUUCAGCAAGAAAUCGCAUUCAAUAUUCAACAAACAGACGCUUUGACUAGAAGUUUGUCUCCCAAUGCUGUGGAUCCUGGCGCCUUUUCUAGAAGUGCGAGUCAUAGUAGCUUUGACACGCAUUCUUUACCAAGAAGAUCGGCUAAACGAUCUGUGAUUGAAGAAGACGCGUCAAAGAACUAUGUAGCGCGCACUUUAGCGGAACAAGAAUGGGAAAAGCUACAGCAGGCGCAUGUUCUUGCCAAUGUACAACAAGCGUUUGAUGUCUCUAGCGAUGCAGAGGGUGACGGAGAUAACGAGAGUCUUUUUAGUUGUGCGGCUGAUGUAAUUAGUCCGACAGGACACACAGAUGCUCAAACAUUAGCACUAAUGUUACAGGAACAAUUAGAUGCAAUUAAUAAUGAAAUUAGGUUGAUUCAGGAAGAAAAACAAAGUACCGAGGCACGCGCGGAAGAAUUGGAAUCCCGCGUUGGCAGUCUUGAACAUAUGAAUUUAUUAGCGAGAGGACGAAGUUUGGAACGAGCAUCGCCACCGUUAAGUGGGCGAUCUACACCAAAAUCACAUCACAGUCCUAACAGAGAUUAUUUACACAAGUAUCAUACUGCUCCUGCGUCAAUGUCUCCAGCGCAUCUCCAUCAGUACGCUGCUUCUUUGACUAGUCCAGGUCAACUUUCAGAAUCUCUUCCUGCAAGCCAGUUGCAGUUAUCAGGCGAAGAAUUGCAUUCAGUAAGUGAAAGAGACAGCACUGGUGGUGCAGGAAGUGGUGGGAGCGAUGCAGCUUCACCGUUGACAGCUCGAUCAAUCAGGCUGGAACGUGUAGUGCAAGCGCUUGCACAUAAUCAAGAGGAGCUCAGAAGGCGUACGGGACAAACCGGAUUUCCCAGCAGUGGUUUUCCUGCUCACAGCAGGCAUGGGCAACAUAACAACGGCGCACUCAAUUCUGGGACUCCCCCUUCCCCAUUGUCCUCACGUCACAGCAGCCAGGACAGUUUGCACAAGAACAACUUGUCUGGUGUCGGAUUGCCAAUUGGCCAGCUGUCUAGCUCGCACUUGCACAUGCAAGGAACCAUGAAUCCAGCAACAGCAGCAGCAGUGGCUGCAGCUCAAAAGAAGAAGGGCAUUAAAAGUAGUCUUGGCAGAUUCUUCAGCAAGAAAGAAAAAAUAAAGGGAAAAGAUACACCAAUGCCUGGAGAUAUGGCAGGCAUGGGAGGAGUAAGUACACCAGCAGAUCCUGAUUAUGGAGAUAGCGUUGCUGUAGCUGGAACUAUGGGCAGCAAGAGUGAUUUUGAUCGCCGAAAAAAGAAGAGUCCCAGCAUGUUUGGUAGUAUGUUGGAUUCUUCGCGUCAUGAACUUUUGGCGGAAGCAAUGAAAGCGGGAACACCCUUUGCUUUAUGGAAUGGACCAACUGUGGUGGCUUGGCUUGAGCUCUGGGUAGGCAUGCCAACUUGGUAUGUUGCAGCUUGUCGAGCAAAUGUGAAAAGCGGCGCCAUAAUGAGUGCUCUUAGCGAUACAGAAAUCCAACGCGAAAUUGGUAUAAGUAACCCCUUACAUCGAUUGAAGUUAAGAUUAGCUAUCCAAGAAAUGGUGUCACUCACAAGUCCAUCGGCACCAAAAACCUCUCGCACAACCUUAGCAUUCGGAGAUAUGAACCACGAAUGGAUUGGUAAUGUUUGGCUCCCAAGUCUUGGAUUGCCACAGUAUCGGUCCACUUUCAUGGAGUGCCUUGUUGAUGCUAGAAUGUUGGAUCACCUCACUAAAAAAGACCUCCGCGGUCAACUUAGAAUGGUUGAUAGUUUUCACAGGACAAGUUUACAGUAUGGCAUUUCGUGUUUGAAGCGAUUAAAUUACGAUAAACAACAAUUAGAAGAAAGAAGGCGAAUGGCAGAAGCUGCCAAUGUCGAUGUUCUUGUGUGGAGUAACGAUCGCGUUAUAAGAUGGGUGCAAUCUAUCGGCCUGAAAGAAUAUGGAAACCACCUUUUGGAAUCUGGGGUUCACGGAGCUCUCAUAGCACUUGACGAAAGUUUCGACGCGAAUAGCUUUGCUCUAACAUUGCAAAUUCCAACACAAAAUACACAAGCUCGACAACUGUUAGAUAUGGAAUUUACAAAUUUACUAACGGUAGGAACAGAGAGGCGACUCGAUGAAUCAAAUAGUAUGAAAUCCUGAUCCAACUUAUCCAGCAGACUGCCUCAUCUUCAACCACAUCACGUCUAGUCCAAAACCCCAGCUAUUACUACUCUCUGUACGCAAGUGUGUUGUAAAAGUUGUAAGAGCUUUAAGUAUCAUUCUAAGGGUAUCUUCAUACUGUUAAGAAUAUAACAUGCGGUAAUAUGGAAAAGUGAUGAGGUAACAUAAACUGUUAAAAAAAGGGGCUUAUAUCGUAUCUUCAAGAAGAAAAUUUGAAGUGUUUUUUCGAUUUUUAUGUCACGCGAUUCAUAAACCGCAUGUUACGUGUUUCAAUAAAAAUAGUAAUUCUGAAUAAAUUACUCUCAUAUAGAUACCGAAAUGUAGUGAGCGGUCAGGAAAUCAUGCGAUAUAUUUUUCCUCGAAAGUCAGAAGAUCAGUUAUAGAUAAUUACGACAAUAAUUCUAAUUUAUCCUGAUUUUUUAAGGUUAGUAAUUUGUAGUUUCGAAAUAAUAAUAUCACGGUAGUUUGUAAACAUUUUCACGACGUAAUAACAUAUUUCUUAUACUAUAUUAUGUACUUACACUGUGUAACAAAUAGUUAAAAUAUCUAUUUUGAUACCACUUACCGCACAAAAUGAAAAUCCCGAAAUUGUAUUAGUGCCAUUGCUCUCGAGGAAACUAUUUAUGUACAAGAAACAGACUGCAUUCUAUAUUUCUGCAUCUAUAAGAUGGUGACCUAAUAAGCCAUAUAUGUAUAUAUAUAAAGAAUAUAUGUAUAUGUAUACAUAGGAAUUUAUAUAUAUACAUACAUAUAUUCUUUUGCACAGAAGGAGCUUCAGAAUACUUGUUCUCCUCUGUUAUUUCGAUGAAUUUUAAAUGUUUGUAGAUCGCAUAUAAACUCGUAAUAUAUUUAAAAAAAAACUACACUGAAGCAACUAUCGUAAUUAGAAAAUGAUCAAAGAAGAAAUCAGUUGCAUGGACGUGUUUAAAAAGCUCGCUUUUUAUUUACCGUGGACUAAGAACAGACAUUUUAUACCAAAAUAUUCGCGCAAUAUAUAAGUACGUGUAUGAAGCGUUAGUAGAUGUUAUAAAAUUAAGGAACUUUGUAAAUUUGAAUUGAUAAUUGAACAACUAAUCAGUCACUAAUAUUCACAUUUCUAUUAUUUCUCACUUUAAUUUUAUAAUUGUAAAGGAGUGAUCACAUUUCAUUCCGCUCUCUAGAAUUUAUAAUUUUUUUCAAAAGAAUCAUCGUUAAUAGCGCAUACGUAAAUAUUUAUGAAUAUCUAAUUCUGUUUCAAAGUUCCAGAGUGAUUAAUUAUUAUUAGACACGAUCAGUAGUGAGAGAAUUCGCGAUAAAGAACGUUAUUAUAAAGGCAAAAAGAAGCUACAUUAAAAAAGAAAGGUGGCCAUAGGAAGAAUAAUAGAGGAUACGGUGACAAUGGCCAUAAAUAUUACUAACAGUUGUGACACGAUGUUGCUGAAGACAAUGAUUGCGAUGAUAAUUAUAAUUAUCCAUUACAAAUGUUAUCAAGCUGAAGGUGUGGCGAAAGACUGAGACUUACGACAGCGACUGAAAUGACAUAAAACUGAUCAAGAUAGAGACGAUCACAAUAAUGAUGAUAAGUUAUAAUGGGAUGUUGUUAAUGUUGUUGAUACUUGAGGAAUCAUUGUUGUUGAUGUUUGUUUCCCUGUGAAGUACCCCCCUGCAAGCUGUUCAUUCGUUGUAACUCCAUGGCUCUGCACGACCUUCCGAACGGGCGCAAACGUACCAAAUAGUUUCUACCAAAGAGAUCGCAAUACAGUACGAUGAUUUUACGAUCAUAUAUAUGUACGAAAAUUCAAACGUCGGCACUCGAGAUACAUGCGCAGUAGAGAGAUCAAAAUAUCUACAUGUAAAGAUCAUACUGUACAGUUUCAUCCUUCAGCGUAUAACACUUUUCUCUAAGUACCACCGAUCAGUUGAAAUAUUUCUAGAUAAUCAGAAAGACUCGCUAAGCCAAAGCAACGUUACGCUACCUCAAUACUGACCUACGGUGGUACCCUUUUUUCUUUGUAUAAAUACUUCGAUAACUCGUUCCCAUGUAUUCAUGAUUUUCAGUCGUGAUUAAUUCCUACAUAUAUUAGGCACGAAUUUCUCGUUGAGUUUAUGUUAAAAAUAAUCGUAAAGAAAACAUUUUCACGUGCAACGUUUGCUUUGUAAGUGUUAGAAAACAA